Messenger RNA from Silurus meridionalis, 1234 nucleotides. RefSeq lists its product as uncharacterized. Lineage: Eukaryota; Metazoa; Chordata; Actinopteri; Siluriformes; Siluridae. Bases 86 to 922 code for a protein of 278 amino acids. The transcript is spliced from 7 exons. The record is from RefSeq and is a predicted model, not a curated record.
CCUGGCUCCGCUUCAGAGGAAGCACUCAAGAUAGGACGCUGCAGAGACACAAGGUGAGGGUGGUGUCACUGAUGUUUUUAACCUGAUGAUGAUGAUGAUAAAGAUGAUGAUAAAGAUGAGGAUGAUGAUGAUGAUGAUGAUGAUGAUGAUGAUGAUGAGCAGUGGAACAUGUGAGUGUGAUUUCCCACCUGCACCACUGUACCAUGGAAUUUUGGGAAAAGAGAUCUUCCUGCACCUCCCGAUUCCCUCAAACACAAGCAUGUUCAUCCUGAAAAGGGACAGUAAAGUUAUAUUACGUGGGAAAAUAGAAGUUCACACACUCAAAGCUCUGUUUGAAGAUGAUGGUCUGGAGAUCUUCAGCAGUGGAUCAGUGAAAAUCAGAUGCUGUGAGGAAAACCACACUGGAAAAUACUUGUGGGAGACGUGGAACUCAAUGGGGAACCUGCUGUGCAACUUUUCCUUCACACUCAACAUUUACGAUCGUCGUCAUCUCUCCAGUCCUGAUCUUCUCUCUGUCUGUCAGUCGUUUGCUGAAGUUAAACCUUCUACCACUGAGUGCUCAUUACGUCCACACGAUUCUUCCACCGACCUGCUACUGAGAGAAAACAUCUGCUUGAACAGGAAAGUUUUCCUUCUGUUGUGUGGUGUCAUGGCGAUGUUCCUUACACUCAUCACCGCUCUGUGCUGCGUCUCCAUCAUGCUGAGGAGAACAUCAUCUCCCUCUGAUCAUCCACCUGGAGUGGAUGUGGACGUUAUUUACACAGAAGUGGACAUCUGCAGGAAAGGAAAGAGGAACAGGAAAAAACAUGAAUCUGUGAAGAACGUGACAGAGAUUUACUCCGAGGUGAACCAUGAACCAAACCAGGAGACGAGAAAUCUGACCUUCACCACAUACGGACUGGAUGAAAUAAACCCAGUCUGAGUAUCAGGAUGAAGAACGUGAUCUUUCUACAGCACUUUUACAGUGUUCACAUCGUCCCAAAGCAUCUUCACACAAAUAAAUCAAUUACAGGUUUACAUUUUACUUUUAAUGAAUCAGUUUCUACUCAUUCACCACUAAUGAGAUACUCAGAGACGUGAUGAGGGAAAAAACCCUGCGAUGGUGUGAGGAAGACAUCCUCAUCCUCAUCCUCAUCCUCAUCCUUACCAAGAAGGUCCAUGAAGGUCCAUUCAGGACAGUUUCACCAUUGUUCACGUGAAACAUUUCACUUUUUAAUAAACAGUACAGAACAUA